Molecule: messenger RNA, 2346 nt
Organism: Ostreobium quekettii
Lineage: Eukaryota; Viridiplantae; Chlorophyta; Ulvophyceae; Bryopsidales; Ostreobiaceae
Source: the annotation of a GenBank genome assembly
AUGGCCAACCUCAUCGAUCGCAUCGAAGCGACCCUCCGGGAUGUCCCCGACUUCCCCAAGGAAGGGAUCCUCUUUAAAGACAUCACGCCAGUGCUCCAGGAUGGCGCGCUGUUCAACGACAUCACCGAGCACUUUCGCGCCAGGUACGCCGAUCAAAAGAUCGACGCCGUCCUCGGCAUCGAGAGCCGCGGCUUUAUCUUUGGCGCGCCGCUCGCCAAUGCGCUCGGCGUCGGCCUGGUGCUUGUUCGCAAGCCCGGAAAGUUGCCCGCCGACAAGGUCGGCAUCGACUACGAGCUCGAGUACGGCACCGACCGCCUCGAGAUGCACUCGGACGCGGUCAAGCCAGGUCAGCGCGUCGUGGUCAUCGAUGAUUUGCUCGCCACCGGAGGCACCGCUUCGGCGACCGUCUCGCUCGCCAAGGAGCUCGGCGCCGAGGUCGUCGAGUGCGCCUUCCUCAUCGAGCUCGGCUUCCUCGCCGGCUGUGGUACGGAGCCGCAGGAGCCUUCACUCGAUGCGACCCAGCACCAGCCCGAGUACGACGAUGUUCAAAUCCCCCUCUCUUGCGAAGGCGUCGACCUGGAGGAUGAGUGCGUCGAGCCCAUGCCAGAGGCCGUUCGUCUUGAUGCUGAGGAGCGCCUCGGCUUCGAGGAGAUCACCUUCGAUCGCGAUGCCAUGGCGAUCAAAAUGCGCCUCGCGCCUGGUGCCGAGCUGCACGAGAAGAUCCGGCCUGGCGCGCCGAUCUAUCGUGCUCGGCGCGACCGAAAGCCGUUUAUGGCUAUCAUCGAGUCCGUCGACCGACGCGAUCGUGAGGUUCGGAUAAAGGUCCGCAGAGCGGAUUUCGAAGAGGUCUUCAAGGAGGGGCGAGUUCACACGACGGUGACCAUCACCCAGGAGAUGAUGGUCCCAGCCGAUGCCGUUGGCCCCACCCAGGAGAUGGCAGAGAUGCAGGAGCGUAUGCAGGGCUUAAACCCCAUCGUCGGGUUCGACUGCACCCGAAAAUUGAUCGAUGAGGGUGUGUUCGUGCGAAGUGACCUGCUGGCCAAUAUCGAGCUCGAGCUCGAGCAGUGCCACUUCUCGUUGACUGGGGACGCCACCGCGAUCUUGCAAUGGGGCCCAAACAGGACGACCUACUUCGAGGUCAGCUUGAGCGCAGGGUUGGAGCUCAUUCUCGAAGCAGCGGCGUCGGUUACGUUGGGAGAGGGGCAGUCUUUUGUUUCCCUCGAGCAAGAGAAGAAGAUUACAACGUUUUCCUCUAUCGCGCUUCCAAUCAAAGGCGGCUUGUCGUUGAGCAUCAUCCCCGAGCUCUAUGGCGGUGUUUACUUCAAUAGCAACACUGAUAUCCACGCCAGCGCAGGGUUUGAAUACGAUGCGUCCGCUACCGUGGGGUUCUCCUGGACUGGAGGAGGGAUUGGCUUCAAAGACCUCACGAAAACCGAGAGCAACUUCCAACAAAUCGGGCCCGAGUUCUCCCAGUCAGGUAGCGCUACUUUCGGAGUCUACCUCAAGCCACAACUGACCCUUUCGAUCCUGGGGACGCUCUCGGGGAACGCGGCGCUCAAGGGCUACGCUGAGGUCACCAGCGACGGCACUGGAGAGUUUAACUCCGAUGGGGAGUUCGAGGGAGAACUCUGCUACGAACUCUAUGCUGGCUUUACCCCGAGCGUCGGGCUCGAUCUUCAAAUCCCGAUCAUCAAGACCAAGCUCGUCGACAAGGACUGGGAGUUUAAAGGAAAGGAGUACAAGCUCGCCGAUGGGUGCAUUGCCUCCGACGUGCAGCUCGCGUCUCCUAACUGCGGGCGCGGCACGGAGUGCAGAGUGGACGCAGAUUGUAUCGGACCAGGCGUGACGUCGUGCCAGAUCUACGACUGCAACAGCAGCUGCACCUGUUCUGUGAGCGAGCGCCCCGGGUGUUGCUCCACGAACGAGGAUUGCGAUGAUGGUGUCGCCUCGACUCUCGAUGUCUGUGAUAAGAGCGUCGGGCUCUGCCUCAACAGCCCGAUCACGGGCUACUGUGACCAGGACACGGAUUGCAAUGAUAACUCGGUACUCACCGAAGACCUUUGCAUCGCCAACCGAUGCGAGCACAGGAGAAACACGACCCCAAACCCUGAGGUGAAGGGACCUGGGCUCCAGUGUCACAUUCACUCUGACUGUGAUGAUGGCGUCGAUUUCACGGUAGAUUCCUGCGACUAUAACAAGUGCAGCAAUGUUGUCGACCGCACCCAGGAGCCGCGCUGUGAGACCGAUGAUGACUGCAAUGAUGGCGUCGUCUUCACCGAGGAUACGUGCCAGCUUAACGGCGAGUGUCGCAACGAGUACAUACGCCCGGAUACGGUUCAGAUGUGA